Molecule: messenger RNA, 1419 nt
Organism: Aspergillus tubingensis
Lineage: Eukaryota; Fungi; Ascomycota; Eurotiomycetes; Eurotiales; Aspergillaceae
Exons: 3
Coding region: 1-1419 (472 amino acids)
Cellular component (GO): mitochondrion
Source: RefSeq, a predicted model, not a curated record
AUGCGCAUCGCCAAAUUGGAAGGGAACUUCAGCAAGGCUUUCCUUCUCACGAUGGAGGAUGGCAACGAAGUCAUAGCAAAGAUUCCUUGCCCAAACGCUGGUCCGCCGGUACUGACAACCGAGUGCGAAGUGGCGACAUUGAAGUUUUUGCGUUCUCAUAUAUCAACUCCAGUUCCUGAAGUCUACCAGUGGUCUUCAGAUCCAACGAACCCCGUAGGUGCUGAGUAUAUUUUAAUGGAAAAGACUCGCGGAGUACCACUAGCAGAGAAAUGGAGUACCUUGAACACAUUGCAGCGGUAUCAAUUAAUCGAUAAAAUUUUGGAAAUGGAGAAGGCGCUCCAAAGGUUACAAUUGCCCGCAUAUGGAGGUCUCUUCCUGCAGGAGUCUUUGCCAUCCAGCUACCCGCGCUGCCAUCUUCCUCCAGGUUUGGACCCGAACAAGCAGUUCUGUAUGGGUCCGUCAGUCGAUCUAUCUUCCACUGCAUCUGUUGGCGCAAUUAGGAAAGAUUCUGGGCCAUGGACAUCACUUUUGGAGUUCGCGCUCUCUGCACCACGUCGAGAAUUGGCUCGAAUUGUAGCAAAAGGUGAUGAUGUAUAUACCGACUUGAAUAGGUUUGGCAACAAUCAGUCUAUCGAAGAGUACAGCGAUCUCUUACAAAAGAUGCAACUCAUAUUGCCAGCACUGUCGCAACAUCCACGUGUUCAAGAAUCGGCAGCGUCGGCAGUCUGGCACACUGACUUGCACCUCGGAAACAUAUUCGUCUGUCCAGACGACCCCACGACAAUAGAAGGCAUAAUCGAUUGGCAGUCAGCCGAAGCAGCACCUCUAAUUAUCCAGGCUCGGUUUCCAGAGUUUCUUCGACCGCCAAAAGGUUACCGUUCGGGAACCAAUGUUCCCAAGUUACCAGACAAUUUUGAUGAGCUGGGUCCAGAUGAAAAGGAAUCGGCCAAGGCAGAGCAUACAUUAGCGAUCCAAUCCAAGUACUAUGAAAUAUCGUGCCGCGCACACAACAAGCCAGUUUUCAAUGCAAUUGCCUUGGACCAAUGCCUUUGGGAACCUUUCACGCGUUGCCAGCUUCCUUCGAAUGGGUCCUUAGUCCCACUACGGAACUCUUUAAUCCGUAUUGCUGAGAACUGGGAGCUCUUGGGGCUUUCGGGUAGCUCCCCAUUCCAAUUUAAUGAAGAGGAAUUGAAGCGACAUGACGAACAAGUUCAAUUCUACGAAGAUAGCUUGUCUCUGUGGGAUCUUAUCAAGGAACAGCUUGGCACUGAUAAUAGUGGAUGGAUCCAUUCCGAAGACUGGGAAUCGGUGAAUGAAAUGAACAAAUAUCUGUAUAAUAUGUUCAUCGACACAAUGAGCGAGGAAAUCUCGGCGGAAGAAGCCGCGAAACGAUGGCCCUUUCUGCCGAAGGACGCCUGA